Molecule: messenger RNA, 1920 nt
Organism: Ziziphus jujuba (common jujube)
Lineage: Eukaryota; Viridiplantae; Streptophyta; Magnoliopsida; Rosales; Rhamnaceae
Product: cytochrome P450 CYP82D47
Exons: 2
Coding region: 105-1712 (535 amino acids)
Biological process (GO): defense response to other organism
Molecular function (GO): iron ion binding; oxidoreductase activity, acting on paired donors, with incorporation or reduction of molecular oxygen; heme binding
Source: RefSeq, a predicted model, not a curated record
UGGUAUGAUCAGUAUUCCACCAAACCGUCCAUCAAGAAUAUUUUAAUUUGGUGAGUUACAAAAUUGUGGAGAUAAGGUAUUAAUUUCUUUCCUUCCACAUUACAAUGCAAGUAUCAAAGGAUUUUCUUAUCCCAAACCUAAACACUUCCAUAACAGGAAUAUGUGCUAUAGUGCUCCUCAUGAUCAUCUCCUAUUUUAUAUUGCAUCGAGGUUUUGCCAAGGGCAAAGUAGCACCUGAAGCCAAAGGAGCAUGGCCCAUAGUCGGUCACCUUCCUUUGUUACGUGGAGCAUCCAUGCCUCCACAUAUAACAUUGGGAGACAUGGCUGACAAGUAUGGCCCUCUCUUUACCAUCCGCCUUGGAAUGCACCGAGCCUUGGUGGUGAGUAACAGUGAGAUGGCUAAGGAAUGCUUUACCAUCAAUGAUUUGCAAGUUUCGGGACGACCCAAACUAAUCGCCUCGAAGCACUUUGGCUACAACCACGCCAUGUUUGCGUUUGCACCUUAUGGAACUUAUUGGCGCGACAUCCGUAAACUAUCAACGUUGCAAUUGCUCUCCAAUCGCCGGCUCGAGCUUCUCAAACACAUUCGGAUCUCUGAAGUAGCCAACUUCUUGAAACAACUAUAUGGAUAUUGGAAUGAUCAGGAGAAGAAUAUCUCGGGGCAAGCUUUGGUGGAGAUGAAGCAAUGGUUUGGGGACUUGACUCUGAACGUCGUUCUUAGAAUGGUGGCUGGGAAGCGAUACUCUUCUUCUAUUGGUAUUGCUGCAGAUGAGAGAGAAUCGCAGCGGGUGUUGCAGAACGCACUCCGGGAAUUCUUUCAUUUGUUGGGCAUGUUCGUUCCAAGAGAUCUCAUUCCUUUUCUUGGGUUUUUAGAUUUGGGAGGAUAUGAGAAAGCCAUGAAGAAAACUGCGAGAGUAUUAGAUGAUGCACUUAAUAAAUGGCUGCAAGAGCAUAAAAGAAAGAGAGAAGGUGGAACUCAACUGGUUAACGAAGAACAAGACUUUAUGGACGUGAUGCUUUCUAUGCUUCGGGAAUCAGACCAUGCCAGUUUUGAUACCGAUACUAUCAAUAAAUCCACAGCCUUGAAUAUGAUUGCAGCGGGCAGUGAUACCACUAUUGUUACGAUGACAUGGGCUAUAUCUUUGUUGCUGAACAACCGCCAAGCUCUUAAAAAGGCCAAAGAUGAAUUAGACUCGCAUGUCGGGCGUGAAAGAGUUGUGGAAGAGUCCGAUAUCAACAAUCUGGUGUACGUACAAGCCAUUGUUAAAGAGACACUACGUCUGUACCCUGCAGCGCCACUCUCAACCCCGCGUGAAUUCAGAGAAGACUGCAACAUAGGGGGCUACCAUGUCCCAAAGGGUACCAGACUUAUGACCAACCUAUGGAAGAUCCAAACCGACCCGCAAAUGUGGGAAGACCCAUUGGAGUUCAAACCGGAGAGAUUUCUGACCACCCACAAAGAUGCUGAUUAUAGGAGUCAGCUGCAUUUUGAGUAUCUGCCGUUUGGGAGUGGUAGAAGAUCGUGCCCUGGUGCUUCUUUUGCGAUGCAAAUGCUAAACUUUUCGAUGGCUAGUUUUCUGCAUGCUUUCGAAAUCUCGACUCCCUCAGAUGCUCCGGUUGAUAUGACGCAAAGCUUUGGACUAACAAAUCUGAAAGAAACUCCACUUGAGAUUCUCAUCAAGCCCAGCCUCCCUGCCAAGCUCUAUGUCUAAGGAUGAAAGACCCUACAAAAAUAAUUAAUGAAUGUAUGUCUACAAAUAAUUUCAGUACUCAGAUAGGUUAAAAGGACGCUGUCAGUUUUAUCAAUUUUCACUUUGUUACUGUAAAAUAUAAGAGAAUAUUACAAUAAUGGAUAGCAAAUGUUGUAAUGAUAGGUAUAUUACCAUAAUUUUCAAUAAGUGAAAACAAAUGUUUCGAUUA